CGUUUAAGGGGAAGAGCCAAUCGCAUGACGUGUUUUAUAUCUCGUCCCUGAAUGUCUACCUUAUUUUAACUUUUCGCCUCUAACCUGAGGAUUUGCAAGUAAACAAUAAGCAACAAAGGAUCAUUGUAGGAAAUCUGUACAUUAAUUACACGUGUCAGUUUAGAUACAUAGUUAAAUUCAUAAUGGAUGUAUUUUUAAUGAUCCGGCGAAAGAAAUUGACGAUAUUUACCGAUGCAGAGGAGAGUACGACAGUUCUUGAAGUUAAAAAAAUUAUAGAAGGUAUAUUGAAAAUACCACCUGUGAAUCAACAACUGUUCAACAAAGACAAUGUUCUAAUGUCGGAUAAUAAACUGUUGUCUGAUUAUGGAAUAACGUCGACCACGGCAAAACCACAGAAUCCUGCGUUAAUAGGGUUAGCUGUACGUCAAGAAAAUGGGCUGUUCGAACGUUUAGAAAUGACACCAUUCUCAAUACCACCUGACCUACCGGAUGUCAUGAAAUCUCAGGAAGCUAAUGGACAGGAGCAAUCACCUUGAAACAAUAUUACUGAUAUGACCUAAACGAUGAUAAGAUGUUGAGUUCAACAGAAUUUCACAAUUGUCAGAUAUUUCCAGAAUGGUUAACAGCCGAAACGAUGUGAAUAUCAGGUACAUAAAAGUUUAUACAAAUAUUAAAAGUGUCUUGAGGCUUUUUAACUUCCUUAGUGAAACUACCAAGUAGUCAUUGGACAUUUUGUUUUUGUUGGCUUUUCCGUUCUCAAUUCUCAAGUAUAACUUGAACAGUCGAAUAAAAAUAUAGAAAAUAAAAUUUGUAAUCCAAUACAACAUUCGAAUUUAUUACGACUUUUAUAUAGAUAUAUGAAAACGUUUCAAAACUCUGUUGUUAAUGCCAAGAUAGACUAUAUACCUCAGCCAGAUAUAAUUUAUGAUUAUAGUUUGUAACCUUGUAAUGUUUUGUAAUAUUUGCAAUCUAUUUAUUUCUUGCUUAAAUACAACAUUUCUCUUUAGAUUAUACAUUUCCAUAAAUUCUUUUAUUAAGCUCGAAGUACAAAAUGCCUCAAAUUUUGUAAAAUAUAUACAGUAACAUCACGUAUUACUUAAAGUGCAAAAUUGUCAGAAAUAUUCAUUGUAAAAAAGAAGACUUUGAGAAUUAGGUUUUACAGUUACAAAAUAGGGAUUUGAAAAUGUGAUAAAUUAUAUAAAUAGUACACGUAACUUUAACAAAUUGGUUACAUUUAAUACAUUGCAUCAUUUUAGCAUAAAAUACAAUACUCGUAUUAUAUAUAAAUAAUUUUACUAUAUCAUAACACCUUGUUAACUUUAUUUACAUGUUCAUUAAUUUAUUUGUGUGAAGAGUCACGUGUAUAUUUAUAUUAUAUGAUAGAAAUAUGGAGAACUCUUUAUGAAUGCAUAAGGAAGUAUUCAUAUAACAUUUACCAUAUAAAGUAUCCUCAAAUGUGUUACAGUAUCGUUUAAAAGUCCGAUUCUAAUACGUUAAGUAAGUCUCGAUUGUUUCACUUAAAUUAAUAGCAAUUUAACAAAAUUAAAAUUUUCCAAGUGCUGCAAUAAA
Messenger RNA from Ceratina calcarata, 1569 nucleotides. It is a transcript of the gene EloB, whose product is annotated as transcription elongation factor elongin B. The coding region runs from base 183 to 536 and encodes 117 amino acids. Gene Ontology annotation, biological process: transcription elongation by RNA polymerase II. Gene Ontology annotation, cellular component: VCB complex; elongin complex. Lineage: Eukaryota; Metazoa; Arthropoda; Insecta; Hymenoptera; Apidae. The transcript is spliced from 3 exons. Gene Ontology annotation, molecular function: protein binding. The record is from RefSeq and is a predicted model, not a curated record.